This is a messenger RNA of Phyllostomus hastatus (greater spear-nosed bat), 3403 nucleotides long. RefSeq names its product myotubularin related protein 2 (gene MTMR2). The transcript is spliced from 16 exons. The record is from RefSeq and is a predicted model, not a curated record. Gene Ontology annotation, molecular function: phosphatidylinositol-3,5-bisphosphate 3-phosphatase activity. Gene Ontology annotation, biological process: dephosphorylation. The coding region runs from base 444 to 2159 and encodes 571 amino acids. NCBI's taxonomy places the organism in Eukaryota, Metazoa, Chordata, Mammalia, Chiroptera, Phyllostomidae.
GGUGCAGUCUGGGGGAACAUGGCCGCUUCCGGUCUCCCUCCCGGGCCGGCGUUGGCCUGACCGAGGUCCUGGCCGGCGCACUCCUCCCUCUGCUCCUCCCGCCCGGUUGCGGUGGAGGUCGCUUCAGCCUUUCCGUCCCUCUGCCCGCGCCGCGCCAUGGAGAAGAGCUCAAGCUGCGAGAGUCUUGACACCCACCCAGCGGCAGCACGGCCGCCCAGCGUGGAUUCCCUGUCCAGUUAAUGUGUUAAGAGCCAUUGACAUUUGAAGAUCAUCAGAAGUGAAGAUAAAACAUCUCAAAAAUUAUAAUCGCUUCUACUUCUCAUUCAGAGAAUUCAGUGCAUUCAAAAUCAGCUUCUGUCGUGUCAUCGGAUUCCAUUUCGACUUCUGCAGACAACUUUUCUCCUGAUUUGAGGGUCCUGAGAGAGUCUAACAAAUUAGCAGAAAUGGAAGAACCGCCCUUGCUUCCAGGAGAAAAUAUUAAAGACAUGGCCAAAGAUGUAACUUACAUAUGUCCAUUCACUGGUGCUGUCCGAGGAACCCUGACUGUGACAAAUUACAGGUUAUAUUUCAAAAGCAUGGAACGGGAUCCCCCAUUUGUUCUAGAUGCGUCUCUUGGUGUGAUAAGUAGAGUAGAAAAAAUUGGCGGUGCUUCUAGUCGAGGUGAAAACUCUUAUGGACUAGAGACUGUAUGCAAGGAUAUUCGAAAUUUACGGUUUGCUCAUAAACCUGAGGGGCGAACGAGACGAUCCAUAUUUGAGAAUCUAAUGAAAUAUGCAUUUCCUGUCUCUAAUAAUCUGCCUCUUUUUGCUUUUGAAUACAAAGAAAUAUUCCCUGAAAAUGGAUGGAAAGUAUAUGACCCUGUUUUAGAAUAUAGAAGGCAGGGAAUUCCAAAUGAAAGCUGGAGAAUAACAAAGAUAAAUGAACGAUAUGACCUUUGUGAUACAUACCCUGCCCUCUUGGUUGUGCCAGCAAAUAUUCCUGAUGAAGAAUUAAAGAGAGUGGCAUCCUUUAGAUCAAGGGGCCGAAUCCCAGUUUUAUCAUGGAUUCAUCCAGAAAGUCAAGCCACAAUCACUCGAUGCAGCCAGCCCAUGGUAGGAGUGAGUGGGAAGCGAAGUAAAGAAGAUGAAAAAUACCUUCAAGCCAUCAUGGACUCCAAUGCCCAGUCUCAUAAAAUCUUUAUAUUUGAUGCCCGGCCAAGUGUUAAUGCUGUUGCCAACAAGGCAAAAGGUGGAGGUUAUGAAAGUGAAGAUGCCUAUCAAAAUGCAGAACUAGUUUUUCUGGAUAUCCACAAUAUUCAUGUUAUGAGAGAAUCAUUACGAAAACUUAAGGAGAUUGUGUACCCCAACAUUGAGGAGACCCACUGGCUAUCAAACUUGGAAUCUACUCACUGGCUAGAACAUAUUAAGCUUAUUCUUGCUGGGGCUCUCAGGAUUGCGGACAAAGUAGAGUCGGGAAAGACAUCUGUGGUGGUGCAUUGCAGUGAUGGUUGGGACCGCACGGCGCAGCUGACGUCGCUCGCCAUGCUCAUGCUGGAUGGACACUAUCGAACCAUCCGAGGAUUUGAAGUCCUUGUGGAAAAAGAAUGGCUGAGCUUUGGACAUCGAUUUCAGCUUAGACUCGGCCAUGGAGACAAGAAUCACGCAGAUGCAGACAGAUCGCCGGUUUUCCUUCAGUUCAUUGACUCUGUCUGGCAAAUGACGAGACAGUUUCCUACAGCAUUUGAAUUCAAUGAAUAUUUUCUCAUUACCAUUUUGGACCACCUAUACAGCUGUUUAUUCGGAACAUUCCUUUGUAACAGUGAACAGCAGAGAGGAAAAGAGAAUCUUCCUAAAAGGACUGUCUCACUGUGGUCUUACAUAAAUAGCCAGCUGGAAGACUUCACUAAUCCUCUCUAUGGGAGCUACUCCAAUCACGUCCUUUAUCCAGUAGCCAGCAUGCGCCACCUAGAGCUCUGGGUGGGGUAUUACGUAAGGUGGAAUCCACGGAUGAAACCACAGGAGCCCAUUCACAACAGAUACAAAGAACUUCUUGCUAAACGAGCAGAGCUUCAGAAGAAAGUAGAAGAGCUGCAGAGAGAGAUUUCCAACCGGUCCACCUCCUCCUCAGAGCGGGCCGGCUCUCCCGCGCAGUGUGGCACUCCCGUCCAGACGGUCGUGUGAGAGCACGUUGGACAGGGGCCAGCGUCGCCACGGACUCCUGAUUACAAUGGCAGCUUUGAGUAGAAAGUCUUCUGAAUUCAGAAUCCAUCUGAGAGAAAUUCAGUCGCUUUAUUUAUUUUGAAUCUGAGUUUAGAACUAUAGCAGUGCAGGUGGUUUAUGUGAAAUAAUUCCAUAGGUAAUUAUAUGAUUAUAACACUAACUUAUUAGUCGCCUAAAGAAUAUUAAAAUGCUUCAAUCCUGGAUCCACAGUGGGAAUGUUUCUGAUUUUAAAAGAAAAAUGCUGUCUUAGAAAUUUUGGUGCCUGGUAAAAUCAAAAUACAAAGCAUUUCAAAAACAUACCUCUUGAAGGAAGAGAGCUUAUUGCAUCAAUUUUCAAAUCAACACUGAAAUUCCCUGGCAUUCUACAUACUUCACUCUCAUGACAGAUCACACUGAUAGUCCUUUCUGUAUCACAGACUUUUCUUUUGUGGUUAGUGAUGUGCUUAAGAGCAGCCUUUAAACACCCACAUUCUUCAUGUAUGAUAAGGCAAAAUCUUGAGGAUGUUAUGGUGUCGUAGUUGAAAAAUAUUGUUGCCAUUAUUCAUGUACUUGUUUAAGAUGUAUCAUUAGAUAGCUGUCCAAAAUGGUGCCUUAGAGAGGUGCUUGGGGGAGGUCGGAGAGGAAAAAGGAGUAGCUGUCCAGGGUUUCAAAGAAUUCCAUGUCCUUCAGAUUAAUUUCCAUUUGACCAAUGACUAGGAACAUCAUGACCAAACAUUUUAGAAACUCAUUAUCUAUCCUACCUUAGAUUUGUUGUGUGUGUGUGUGUGUGUGUGUGUGUGUGUGUGUGUGUGUGUGUAUUUGACCAACACAGAAGGUAUUUGGUAAGUUUUCGGGCAAUAUUUUAAAAAGUUUACUAGGAUUGACUUUUUUCUGAGGUCUGUAUAAAUUGCUUAUGAGAAGCACUAUGUUCAAAUCUCACAUGAAAUAUUUUACUAUUACUCUCUUGCAAAUUCUGUAAUUCCACUGAAUGAUGAAGUCUACCAAAGAGCUUACUGCAUGUAAAAAUGUACUACAGUCUCAGUGCUGGUAAGGGAGACCCCGCUUCACUGUUCACCUGCUGUGGUAAAGAGUUCGGUGCUGGCAUGAACAUUGACUCCUUGAUGUCUGUUUCACUCCAUAGAAGAGCCAUAUGUUACGCACUGUAACAAAGGAGCUUCUUGUCCCUUGGGUCUCUAAUUAAAAGAGAAUUUCAACUGACUUUUAAA